UGGCCGUGCUUCCUGGCUAGAGAAGUGGCUUCCCGGCUAGAGAAGUGACUUCCGCCGUGUCGUGGAGCCAUGAAGGUUGUGAAUCUCAAGCAGGCCAUCCUGCAGGCGUGGAAGGAGCGAUGGAGCGACUAUCAGUGGGCUAUCAACAUGAAGAAGUUCUUCCCUAAGGGAGCCACUUGGGACAUCCUCAAUCUGGCAGAAGCCCUGCUGGAGCAGGCCAUGAUCGGACCGUCCCCCAACCCUCUCAUUCUGUCGUACCUGAAGUAUGCCAUCAGCUCCCAGAUGGUGUCUUACUCGACAGUACUCACAGCCAUCAGCAAGUUUGAUGAUUUUUCCCGUGACCUCUGUAUCCAGGCCCUGUUGGAUAUCAUGGACAUGUUUUGUGACCGACUAAGUUGUCAUGGCAAGGCAGAGGAGUGCAUAGGUCUGUGCCGUGCCCUCCUCAGUGCCCUUCAUUGGUUGCUUCGAUGCACAACUGCCUCAGCAGAGCGACUUCGGGAGGGCCUUGAGAUGGGGGCCACAACAGGGGAGAAACAGCUCACCAGGUGUCUUCAGCAACUUAAGAAGAUCCUCAGCAGCACCAAGAAUCGAGCCCUGCUACAUGUCGCCAAACUGGAGGAAGUCUCCUCCUGGACAGCCAUUGAGCAGUCAUUAUUGAAGCUUGGGGAGACCUUUGCCAGCCUUAGCAAUUCCCAUCUCCAGAGUCAAGCAGAAGAAUGUGGAGUACUGAUUAGAAGCAUCCCUAUCAUGCUGUCUAUGCACUCAGAGCAGCUGCACAAGACUGGGUUCCCCACAGUGCAUGCUGUGGUCCUCCUGGAGGGCACCAUGAAUCUGACAGGAGAGAUGCAGCCAUUGGUUGAACAGCUGAUGAUGGUGAAGAGGAUGCAGCGUAUUCCCACCCCUCUCUUUGUCCUGGAGAUCUGGAAAGCUUGUUUUGUGGGUCUCAUUGAAUCCCCUGAGGGCACUGAGGAGCUCAAGUGGACAGCCUUCACUUUCCUCAAGAUUCCUCAGGUUUUGGUGAAACUGAAGAAAUACCCUCAGGGGGACAAGGACUUCACUGAGGAUGUGAAUUGUGCCUUUGAGUUCCUGCUGAAGCUCACACCCUUGCUCGACAAGGCUGACCAUCGGUGCAACUGUGAUUGUAUCAACAUGCUGCUCCAGGAGUGUAGUAAACAAGGACUGCUCUCUGAGGUGAACAAAGAGAGCCUGAUGGCCAAGCGUGUAGCUGACCGAGACCAAUCCCCCUGGCUGAAAUCAGCUGAAAAUGCCAACAUCCAGCCCAAUCCGGGGCUGAUUCUUCGAGCAGAGCCCACAGUCACUAACAUUCUCAAGACAAUGGAUGCAGAUCACUCCAAGUCCCCAGAAGGACUGUUGGGGGUUCUUGGCCACAUGCUUUCUGGGAAGAGCCUGGAUUUGCUGUUAGCUGCUGCUGCUGCCACUGGAAAACUCAAGUCCUUUGCCCGAAAAUUCAUUAGCUUGAAUGAAUUCACGAAGAACAUCAGUAAUGAAAACUCCAAAGCAGCUUCAGUCCGUGCUCUGCUCUUUGACAUCUCCUUCCUCAUGUUGUGCCAUGUGGCCCAGACCUAUGGUUCAGAGGUCAUUCUGUCAGAAUCAAGCACUGUGGGUGAAGUGCCUUUCUUUGAGACCUGGAUGCAGACAUGUAUGCCUGAGGAGGGCAAGAUCCUGAAUCCUGACCACCCCUGCUUCCGGCCUGACUCUACCAACGUGGAAUCCCUGGUUGCCCUGCUCAACAACACCUCUGAAAUGAAGCUAGUGCAGAUGAAGUGGCAUGAGGCCUGUCUCAGCAUCUCAGCUGCCAUCUUGGAGAUUCUGAAUGCCUGGGAGAAUGGAGUCCUGGCUUUUGAGUCCAUCCAGAAAAUCACAGACAACAUCAAGGGAAAGGUGUGCAGCCUGGCAGUGUGUGCCGUUGCUUGGCUUGUGGCCCAUGUCCGUAUGCUGGGCCUGGACGAACGUGAGAAAUCACUUCAGAUGAUUCGCCAGCUGGUCGGGCCUCUCUGCAGUGAGAAUACCCUACAGUUCUACAGUGAGAGGGUGGUGAUCAUGAGCUCAAUUCUGGAGCACAUGUGUGCUGAUGUUCUACAGCAGACAGCCACACAGAUCAAGUUCCCAUCUACCGGCAUGGAUACGAUGCCCUAUUGGAACCUCCUGCCCCCCAAAAGACCUAUCAAGGAGGUGCUGACAAGCAUCUUUGCAGAGGUUCUGGAGAAGGGCUGGGUGGAUAGCCGGUCCAUCCAUGUCUUUGACACCCUGCUGCAUAUGGGUGGUGUUUACUGGUUCUGCAACAACUUGGUCAAGGAGCUGCUGAAGGAGACUCGAAAGGAGUAUACCCUUCGAGCUGUGGAGCUGCUCUACUCCAUCUUCUGCCUAGACAUGCAGCAAGUCACCCUGAUCCUGCUGGGCCACAUCCUUCCUGGCCUUCUCACAGACUCUGCCAAAUGGCAUAGCCUCAUGGAUCCCCCGGGCACAGCCCUGGCCAAGCUGGCAGUGUGGUGUGCCCUGAGCUCAUACUCCUCUCACAAGGGUCAGGCAUCUUCCCGACAGAAGAAAAGACACCGUGAGGACAUUGAAGACUACAUCAGCCUCUUCCCCCUGGAUGAUACGCAGCCAUCAAAGCUGAUGCGACUUCUGAGUUCCAAUGAGGAUGAUGCCAAUGUUCUCUCUAGCCCCACUGACAGGUCCAUGAGCAGUUCCCUCUCAGCCUCUCAGAUGCACACAGUCAAUAUGAGAGACCCUUUGAACCGAGUCCUUGCAAACCUGUUCCUGCUCAUCUCCUCGAUCUUGGGGGCCAGGACGGCAGGCCCUCACACCCAGUUUGUGCAGUGGUUCAUGGAGAAGUGUGUGGACUGCCUGGAGCAGGGCAGCCGAGGCAGCAUCCUGCAGUUUAUGCCUUUCACCACUGUGAGUUGUGGGACAGAGGCGAGGGAUGGCAGGUGUGGGGGCCCCGUGCUGCCCCUUAGGGCACUGUCCUCCAUCUCACACAUCCCACUGAGAUGGAUGAGGAGAGAGCUGGCAGCUCUGCUCUUUGGUGUGGGGGAGUGAAUUUGGGGAGGUGUGGGCCUUGUACCCCCAGCACUCACAGAGGGGAUAAGGAUUAUCUGGGAUGAGACAUUUGUGCAGUUUCCAAAUCGUUCCUUUGAUUUCCAGUCUAAGACUUCUCUGAGCCUUUUUUAUAAUGUCCACUCCUUGACUUUGUUGUUGUUAUUGUUCAGUC
Vombatus ursinus (common wombat) is the source of this 3232-nucleotide messenger RNA. RefSeq names its product mediator complex subunit 24 (gene MED24). Gene Ontology annotation, molecular function: transcription coregulator activity. The record is from RefSeq and is a predicted model, not a curated record. The coding region runs from base 70 to 3060 and encodes 996 amino acids. Lineage: Eukaryota; Metazoa; Chordata; Mammalia; Diprotodontia; Vombatidae. The transcript is spliced from 25 exons. Gene Ontology annotation, cellular component: mediator complex.